This is a messenger RNA of Cylicostephanus goldi, 273 nucleotides long. NCBI's taxonomy places the organism in Eukaryota, Metazoa, Nematoda, Chromadorea, Rhabditida, Strongylidae. The record is from the annotation of a GenBank genome assembly.
CGAGUGCGCAAGAAACAAGACAAAAGUGUACUGAUGGCUGGAAAUAUGCCAGAUGAAGAAGAAUAUGAAGAAGUGAAAGUGUGGAACCCUACAGUGGCCAAUCUCACAUUAAUGGCUCUUGGAAGCAGUGCUCCAGAAAUUUUACUCUCCAUCAUUGAAAUUAUUGGAAAUGGUUUUCGAGCAGGCGAUCUUGGGCCAGGAACCAUAGUGGGUAAGAAAUAUUCUACAUGUGUUGUAGAGCGAACUGAGUAUAAGAAGCGUUACAAACUCUAA